Arachis duranensis is the source of this 519-nucleotide messenger RNA. RefSeq lists its product as uncharacterized. The transcript is spliced from 3 exons. The record is from RefSeq and is a predicted model, not a curated record. Bases 1 to 519 code for a protein of 172 amino acids. Lineage: Eukaryota; Viridiplantae; Streptophyta; Magnoliopsida; Fabales; Fabaceae.
AUGUCAGAUUACAGGUAUUUUCAGAGUAAGGCAAUUCUUGCACCGACGCUUAAGAGUGUCGAGAAGGUAAACGAUUUCGUCUUGACAAUCUUCCCAGGGAUGGAAAAGGAAUAUCUAAGUUCUUACACAACAUGUCAAGCUAAUGAGAAUAAAGAUGUACAACAAGAGUGGUUCAUAUCAGAGUUCCAAAAUAAAAUCAAAAGUUUAGGACUGCCUAAUCACAAGUUGACUUUAAAACCAGGAGCCGCUAUAAUGCUACUACAAAACAUAGACCAGACUUCAGGUUUAUACAACGGGACAAGGUUAAUAGUUAACGAACUUGACAACAACGUAAUUGGAGUGACGAGUCAGGGUCAAUCAUUAUGCCAUGUAGGUUUUUGCUUGCCAAAAUCAGUGUUCACCCAUGGACAACUUUAUGUUGCUUUGUCGAGAGUUAAGAGUUGUAGUGGCUUCAAGGUUCUAAUUUUGGAUGAAGACAGCAAUCCAAAGUCAUCAACAACAAAUGUCAUAUACAACUAA